GCCUUGCGCGUGCGCAGACGAUAAACCAACGCCCCGGAGUUGAGGCGCGGGUUUGGUGGCGCGUUUUAGCGAAGUCGCACGUGAAGGGCAGUAGUGGCCGGAGCCCGGUGAGUGCCAGUCGAGACCGGGGCUCGGGGACAGAACGCGGGACGGGGAGGCGGCAGCCGCUGCAGACCCAGCCAUGGCAGGCCCACCGCGGGGCAAGCAUGUGUUCAAAGUCAUCCUGACGGUCCUGGUGGCCCUCAUCCUCCUCCACUCGGCAUCAUCCCAGUCCCACGCAGACUUCGCGCCACCAGGCCAGCAGAAGAGGGAGGCCCCGGUUGAUCUCUUGAGCCAGAUAGGUCGAUCUGUGCGGGGAACGCUGGAGGCCUGGCUCGGGCCAGAGACCAUUCACCUGGUUUCAGAGACCUUGUCUCAGGUGAUGUGGGCCAUCUCAUCAGCCAUCUCGGUGGCCUUCUUCGCGCUGUCUGGGAUUGCUGCGCAGCUGCUGAAUGCCUUGGGGCUAGAUGGAGAUCACCUCACCCAGGGCCUGAAGCUCAGCCCCAGCCAGGUCCAGACCUUCCUGCUGUGGGGAGCAGGGGCCCUAGUUGUCUAUUGGCUUCUGUCCCUGCUCCUUGGCUUGGUGUUGGCCUUGCUGGGGCGGAUCCUGUGGGGCCUGAAGCUUGUCCUCUUCCUGGCCGGCUUUGUGGCCCUGGUGAGGUCAGUGCCCGACCCUUCCACCCGGGCCUUGCUCCUCCUGGCCUUGCUGACCCUCUACGCCUUGCUGAGCCGGCUCACUGGCACCCGGGCCUCAGGGGCCCAACUGGAGGCCAAGGUUCGAGGCCUGGAGCGCCAGGUGGAAGAGCUGCGCUGGCGACAGAGACGGGCGGCCAAGGGGCCCCGGGGUGUGGAGGAGGAGUGAGGGGGCGCCGGGACAAGGCCGCCUGCGUCGUCCUCGUCGUACCAAAGAGCUGCACUGCUUCUGGAUCGCACAGCCCCCCUUCCAGUACCCUGCCCCUUUCCUGCCCCGUCUCUGAACUGUCAGAACCUUCCUGUCUUCACCGGACCCCACCCCCCACCCCCGGCUGAGAAAGAGGAAGACCAUUCCCCAUGCGGGUCCCGGGGGGCCCUGCCUUCUGAGGUUCUCUGUCUGGGAUUGGGUUCUCCGUCUGUCUCUUAACCCUUUCGCUGCUCCCAGCCUGCCUCAGUCAGGGCAGGUUGGAACAGUCUCCCCAUGGCUUGUGCAUCUGCUCUCAGUGAACAUCACUGCCCCGGUCUCCUGUGACUCAGCUGGCUCCCCUCUGCUGCUGCCUUGCCUUCCUCCUGAUACUCUCCUAGCUCCUCCUUUGCCAAGUCCCCAGGCUUCCUUCCUCGUGUGUCUCCUUCCGGCCCUGUGCUCCACCCAAACCACAAUCCCUCCAGGCAUGCUCUUCAUUGCCUAGCCCUGGGGAAGAGGCAGGGCAUGUGGGACCUGAGGGGAAGGCAAGGGGGAAGUUCCCACCCGGGGCUGGGAUGUACAUGGAGUCUGUUCUAAGUGCCUUAAUCCGAGCCAGCAGGGCCCUUUGCCUGCCCGCCACUGUACUGUAUGUAGGAAAGUGCACUGUGGCUGCUUUGUGUCAAGAAGAGAGUUUUCCCUCUCAGAUUCUUGAUUCCCCUUCAGCCAAAGCAAAACGUGACCGCUUCAUAGGCCUGUGCCUGCAAGUUGGACCCUGCGGUGGCCAUCAGAUCCCCUGUGGGGAUUUCAGAGACACUGGAGGAGAAAGGAGGACUCACCUGUCUGCACAGCUCCAGACGGUUCUCCACCCCUCCCUCUCCCUCCACUCCUGCCACUAAGGACUUGCCGAUCAGGGUCCACCCUGGUGGCCCCGGAGGCGUGCGGAGCAGACACACUAGAGCCGCACAUCGGGGCCUCUUCCCUUCACAAGCUCUGAGAGGGGCAGCAUGAGCCUGCCACCAGAGCCCUCUCCUCCAGGGCUCUCAUUCUUCCUCUCUGAGGUUCCGGGGGAGGUGGGUGUCCUCCGCCAGGCCCAGCACGUGAUGUGAAGAAUGAAUUAAACGCCCAGUUCUUAACUGUUAAGGUUUGAUGUGGAAUCACCGCUGCAGUGAGAUAUAUUUUUAUCAGCGCUUGGUUGGUUUUAAAUAAAAUGCACGCUAUUUUAUUAUCUUGUUCCAUGUAAAAUGUAUUUACUCAAA
Neofelis nebulosa (Clouded leopard) is the source of this 2172-nucleotide messenger RNA. RefSeq names its product transmembrane protein 109 (gene TMEM109). Bases 182 to 901 code for a protein of 239 amino acids. The transcript has 4 exons. NCBI's taxonomy places the organism in Eukaryota, Metazoa, Chordata, Mammalia, Carnivora, Felidae. Gene Ontology annotation, biological process: cellular response to gamma radiation; intrinsic apoptotic signaling pathway in response to DNA damage by p53 class mediator. The record is from RefSeq and is a predicted model, not a curated record.